Molecule: messenger RNA, 1744 nt
Organism: Physella acuta
Lineage: Eukaryota; Metazoa; Mollusca; Gastropoda; Physidae
Source: RefSeq, a predicted model, not a curated record
UUUCAAGUAGAUUCUAGAUCUAGUAUCAAGUUUAGAAAUCGUGGAACCUACGGAAUGGCGACCGACGCUGGCCAAGAUAAAGAAUACAUCAAUUAUGUUGCAAAGAUGAGAUUUUCGAAAGAGAUGAUCAACAAAGAAAACACAAUACGUUAUAAAAUAUGGCCAAACAGGUGUGGUUUUAUCAUGCCCAUUUAUCAUGAAAUGAAUUUGAAGCUGGACCAGGGUAGACUUAAGCCUUUACCCUCAUCAACAGUGCGAGUCACUGCUGCAGACUUUGCUCAUUUGUGGCCUCUCUCCGCAACUCAAAGUCAAAAGCCAAAGUCAUUGAUGCCUCAGACUCAUGCUCAGUUGAUUGGCUGGAAGGCUGGGAACAGUAUAGUGGAGACCACAGACAAGUGGGUCAAACCUGCCAGCAGGUACAACAUGUACAAAGAUUUGGGCUGGGGUGUGGACUCCCUCUGGUGAUACCUGGCCACUGGUGGUGGGGUGUGGACUCUCUAUGUUGAUACCUGGCUCACUGAUGGCUCAAUCAUUUCAUCUUAGGAUUCUUAGUUGAAAUAGGAGAUUUUUAUCUUAUCUUAAGAGCUUAAAUGUUUCUAUAUAAAAACUGAAUGACAAUGUUAUGUGGGAAUCUUAAGAAUACAUCAUGAAUUAUUAAUUAUAUAACUCAUUUCAAUUAUUAACUUUCUGCAUUUGGUAUUAAUUAUUUAACAGUGACUGUUGAAAGGAAAAUUAAAAAUAGCUAUCCUAAAAAUGUUGAUGGUUUAAAAAAAAAUUUAAAUGUAUGAUUAUUUACUUUAUUUUCCUGGUUAAUUUUUUAAAUUCAUUUAUGUGUACAAGUGUUUAAACUGAAGGAGAUUAAAAGUAAAACCAAUAAUUCCUGUUUUACUUUUUAAAAUGCAAUUUUAGGCUAUUUUUUUAAAAACAUUUGUUCAUACAAAAUUGUAAUGAAUAAUCCCAUUUAUUUUGACCCCCCUCAACAUUUUGAUUUUGUUAUAAGCAACCCCACAUAAAACAAAUUGUGUAAGAUAAUAUAGGUGAAUUAUUUUAAAUUUGUUUUGCUAAAUGUUUUUUUAUUGAGUAGAGCAGACACAAUCACAAAUAGCUGAUAAGAUAGAGAAGGAAGUAAUGAGGCAUUCUGUUUAACCAUUACAAUUAGCAGACAUUUUAGCACACAACAUCUACCCAAGCUAGUCUUUCAAAAAAUAAAGAUUCACACUUACAUCCAACUGACAUGAAUGAUAUUGUUAAUGCAUGUACAAAAAUCAUCUUUGACAGCUCAUGUCCCUGACACAAAACACAAAAUUGUCUUGACAAUUAUUGUCACAUUGUUAUUGCAAGAUUAAAACAAAAUGAUAAAACCAGAACUUCUAAAGUUGAAAUUUCACACACAUACAUAAAUGUGAUCUCAAUUUGAUGGACAUCAAAUUGUUUAUAGCAUUAAAAUAUUGUACAGCAGAGCAGAGAUUGUGCUAGAAAUUUUACUUGAACAGAUCAUAAUUUCAGCAUUGAUUUCAUCCAAAAGUUGAACUGAAAUGUAAACAAACAAGAUACAGCAAACUAGUCAUGAACUGUCACUAAAAGUCAACUAUACCAGUGGCACUAUAUGAUUAAAGAAAGUAUGUUUUCAUAACAUAACAGUCAUUUCUAAACAAAGGUUUCAGCCACUCACAAUUCCAUUAGUAAAUACAAAUAGCUUAGAUUAUAAGCCAUGUUUUUUUCCAUUCCCAAGGUGGUGUUUUUU